This is a messenger RNA of Parnassius apollo (apollo), 261 nucleotides long. The record is from the annotation of a GenBank genome assembly. Lineage: Eukaryota; Metazoa; Arthropoda; Insecta; Lepidoptera; Papilionidae.
AUGCAAAAACUGACGGAGCGCAUAGAUGACCUGAAGCAGAGAAUCGCUGCUUGGGGAAAGCAGAUUCGGCGAUAUACUGAGAGCUCGACACGGUUCAACCAGAAUCGUCUCUUACAGAGUGAUCAGAAGAGGCUCUAUAAUUCAUUGAAGCGACCAAUGUUAAGUGGAACGGGCCCAGCACCGAACCAGGCCGACACGGUCGCAUUCUGGCGCAGCUUGUGGUCAGAGCCCGUAAACCACAGUGAGGGCUCUUGGGUGUAA